AUGAAAUUUACCGCACUCUGCGUCUUGGUUACCUUGUUUGUUGCUUCAGCGGUCGCUGAACCCUAUUACUACUACAAGCGUGACGCAGAAGCGUCCCCUUACUACUACUACAAACGUGACGCAGAAGCGUCCCCUUACUACUACUACAAGCGUGACGCCACCCCAUACUACUACUACAAGCGUGACGCCACCCCAUACUACUACUACAAGCGUGACGCCGAAGCCACCCCAUACUACUACUACAAGCGUGACGCCGAAGCCACUCCCUACUACUACUACAAGCGUGACGCCGAAGCCACCCCAUACUACUACUACAAGCGUGAAGCUCAACCCUACUACUACUAUUAA
This is a messenger RNA of Acaulospora colombiana, 348 nucleotides long. NCBI's taxonomy places the organism in Eukaryota, Fungi, Glomeromycota, Glomeromycetes, Diversisporales, Acaulosporaceae. The record is from the annotation of a GenBank genome assembly.